Schistosoma turkestanicum is the source of this 2796-nucleotide messenger RNA. The record is from the annotation of a GenBank genome assembly. NCBI's taxonomy places the organism in Eukaryota, Metazoa, Platyhelminthes, Trematoda, Strigeidida, Schistosomatidae.
AUGACUACAACUGAUUCAAUCUCUGGUCUAUAUGCUUUAUGUGCAUUCAAUCUGAAUAGUGUAGAUCAAAAUUUGAAUAUUGAUCAUUUAAUCAAAUUAAAACAAUCAAACAAUGCACACAAUGGUUUAUUUCGUAUGAUAUGGAGAGAUAAUAAUAAUAAUAAUAAUAAUGAAAUAAAUUCAUCAUCAACUUAUUAUAGUUUUUAUAAAUAUACAUCGAAAUGGUCUGUAGAUAUUGUACCAUCGUCAAAAAUGACAAGAGAAAUAAUGAAAACUUCUAAAACAUGUCCAUCAGAAUCAUUACCGGAUUAUUAUUCACAAUUCGCCACCUUACAUCCAUUAGUUGGUACACGUGUAUGGUCUUUAAACAUGAUUCAUAUUUUAGAAAAUCAAACAACACCAACAACAACAAAUGAACAUACAUUAUUAUUACUUAAACAACCUGGUAAAGCAUUGAAUAUAUUUACAAUGAAUGAUUUCAUUAAUGAAACAAGAGAAAUACCAAUAGAUUUCAUUGUACAAUGGGCUAAUUCAAUUCAUGAUAAUGAUAUGAUUUAUAUUGCUACAAAUAAAAAAAUUAUUUUCACUAUUGAAACUGGUAUAAAAUUAAAACAACAAAUUGUAUAUAGUCAAAAUUUCAAGCAUCAAUUCAAUUCAAAUAUAUUGAAUACAAUAAAUUAUUUCAUAAAAACAAAUGAAAAUAAAAAAUUUCAAAUUAUGGAUAAAUUUAAAAUAAUAAUUGACAAUAAUUAUACCAUACAAUCUUUGUAUAAAUGUGAUUUCAGUAGUAUAUUAUCAGUCAAUAUGAUGUUGAAUGAUCAUUCUACUAUAACAUAUACAAAAAAUGAUUUAAAUAGAAACAAGUUUGCACAAAAUAAAAUGAUUCCAUUUCAUCCUGUGAAAAUAGUUUGUGAUGCAUAUUUCUCAUGCAAAAAUUGUCAGUUCACUAAUCAACAACAUUUUUGUAAAUGGAAUGAUAACAAGCAUAUUUGUUUAUUAAAUGAUUCUUCACAUUCUCAACUUAAAUCAAUGGAUUCCAGUUUAUAUAAUUUUUGUUAUAAUGAAUAUGAUGAUGAUGAUGAGAAAAGUUACAUUGACCAAUCAAAACAAUAUCAUCGACUUCGAGGUUUAUCAGAUAAUAAACUGAAUAACAAUAAAAAUUUAUCAAGAAGAAAAUUCAAAAACAUGAAACUUCCCAAUGAUAAUGAUGAUGAUUUGAAUUUCAUGCUCACUCAUCAUCAACAAUCAACACCGUCAAUGUUCAAUAUGAAAACAUUGAAAUCUGAUAAAUAUAUUACAGCAAUUAAUCAAAAUCAUAGUAGUAAUUCUUCAAAUGAAACAAAUAUUAUUUAUUAUCAUCAUACAACAUUACAUCAUCAUAUAUUCAAUUGUAUUGUUAUAUUGUCAAUUCUUAUUAUAUGUAUAUCAUUAAGUAUGAUAUGUGGUUAUGUAAUAGGUAAUAGAAAUUAUUUUAAACAAUAUAAUAAAGUUAAACGUUUAUUACUCCGUAAUCAAUCAAACUAUCAUCAUCAUCAUCAUCAUGAUCGUUCUUCUCCUUCUUCUUCUGCUUCAGCAUCAGCAUCAGCUUCUUCAUUCUCUGCCACGACUUCGCAUGAUCAUCAACAUCCUCACACUAUUGAUAUGUUCAAUGAUGAUCAAUGUGAUUUGUUUCAUUUCAAUUGUAACGCAUAUCAAUAUCAUCAGCAGCAUCAUCAGCAUCAUCAUCAUCAUCAUCGUCAUCAUCAUGAUGAUGAUAAGAAUUUUGGUCAAUCUACUAGUAAUAAUGAACAGCAACGCCUCGAAAAGCAUAUCAAUAAGAAUGAAAAUCCAAAUAGUAAUAAUAAUAAUAAUAAUAAUAAUAAUAGUAUUAAUAAUGAUAAUAAGAAAAGGAAUUUAAUGAAUUCACAAUACCAUAACAAUAAGACAAGUAAUCUAAUAACUACUUUUAAUCAUAAAAAUAAUAAUCAUAAUAGUAGUAGUAGGAAUAAUGAGAUGGAAAGUAUUUCAGAGAAUUUAUUCAAAAAACACUACUAUACAACAACAAUGCAUGAUUGCUUUUAUCAUCAUUAUAAUCAGUCAAAUGAAACACCGAAUGAAAUUCUAUCGAAUCUAUAUGAUCCAAUAGAAAAUCAACAACCAUCGAGCAAAACAACAAUGAAUAAUAUUAUACAAUUAUAUUGUACAACAAUAGAUAAGCAUAGAAAUAGUAGCCUUGAUUAUUAUUAUAGAAAGUUGAAACCUAUGAAGAAAAUUAAUUCAUUAAUUACUACCAGUACUACUACUACUUCUACUACUACUAUGAAUAUGAAAAGUAACAAUUUACCACAAAAUAAAACAUCAAUAUCAUCAUUCACUUCAACAGUAUGUUUAUCAUCAUUACAACAAACAUCAACAGUGACAACAACAGUGACCAGCACAACAAUCAUAGUUCCAACGAUGAACACAUUUUCAUCUUCUUCCACUACUACUACUACUACAAAUACUAAUCACAUUAUUAUGCCUCAUUUCGCAACAGACCCUUAUUAUUAUUAUUGUUGUACACCAACAACAUAUUCAUCAAGAUUAUGUCAACAAUUUCAAUCUUCUCUUAGAUUUAAAAGUUCAGAUGAUCAGUUACAAACAAAUAUUAUUAGUAGUUAUCCGAAUGAAUAUUAUUAUUACACUUCAAAGGCAAUAAGAUCAUCGGAAAGACCUCCUGUUCAACAUAGAAAUCAUUAUAAUUAUGUGAAUUCGAUGAAUAGAUUAAGAACUACUAAUAAUCAUGAUGAUAAUGGUGAUGAUGAAAUAAUAUCUUAA